UCGACUUCGACUUCCUCGACUGCGACUAUCCUUCGAACGAACGUUUCGCUGUGCCAUCCUACCGACCCUUACCUCUACACAACCACCAACAGCCGCUGACCCGCCUCCGAGGAUCGCGUACGAAAGGAACGUUACCGUAGGCGACGAAGAAGGCUAAUCACCGAAGCUUUUCCGGAGGCCUUUAUUUCAGACAUAAAUCGAAGAGACUCAGAGGAAAGGAGAGACGAGUUACUGGUGUUCCGGAUCAGGAUCAAAACCGAGCACACAACAAUCACAUCAGGCCAUCUCUUUCUGAGACAGCCGCCGUCGAGAUUCGAGCGCGGGCGAUAUCCCAUCUCUUCCCCACCGCAAUCAUCACUUGACCCCGACUCGAUUCCACAAGCACCAAGUUCGAACGAACGAGCCACAGCCGACACCGACACUUUCCUUUUCGCCCAAAUUUGAGGUCAUCUGAGCAGGCAGCUGGGCCUGGACGGUACACGCCUAAGUUUACUCCAUUCGAGAACGGACCUCGAACGCCAACCCCGCAUUCACAAACGUUAAACCCCUCGACCGACCAAUUCACUUAUUGACUCUCCACUUCAUCCGAGCCAUCCGAGCCAUCCGAGCCAGGUUUCCCCAUAUCAGCAGACCAAGGCGUCCCCACCCAGCCACGCCAACACCGAAUCACAAGCCACCCACGCACGCAGCCGGCCCGCUUCGCGCCGCACCGCAAGUCCGCGUUCGACGACAGCACGCUUGAAUCGCACGCAUCGUAGAUUUACAGACGCCCCUUCCACCACUCCGGCCACGCACGCACGGACACAGCAAUCGACCCCUUACAUCGCACAUCAGGCAACACAGCACGUCAGGCAGCGCUCGACCCCAACCCCUCACGACCUGACCCCGCAUUGACCUCCACCUCCACCUCCGCACCUUCAUCCCCCGCGUUAUAGUCGGGUUUUUCACUUCCCCAUCCCCAUCCCCACAUUUCGUUGUUGACCUCGCCACUUCCCACCUCAUUCAAGCCGUAGUCCCUGCUCAAGGCUUGCACUCCGGAGAUCAUCACACCUCACCGAACACAACUCAUCACACAUCCACCGAACACAACUCGAAGACAAGGAGACAGAGAUGGACUCCUCGACUCAGACCCCCACACAACAACAACAACAGCAACAACAACAACAGGAGAAGACGAUCCCCCGUCCGUAUAAAUGUCCGUACCCGCUGUGUGGAAGGGCGUUCAGUCGGUUGGAACAUCAG
Molecule: messenger RNA, 1242 nt
Organism: Stereum hirsutum FP-91666 SS1
Lineage: Eukaryota; Fungi; Basidiomycota; Agaricomycetes; Russulales; Stereaceae
Exons: 3
Source: RefSeq, a predicted model, not a curated record